AUGGCCUGCGAGAGACCAAUCUCGCUGUACGACAGCGACGACGAGGACAUUGUAUACGAUGGGGAUGAUGUGCGGAAGCGUAACGUCGCCUAUUACUAUCAUCCAGACGUCGGACAUUUCCACUAUGGUCAACUUCAUCCGAUGAAACCGCAACGGCUAGUGGUAUGCAACGAUCUGGUCGCCUCAUACGAAAUGCCUCGAUACAUGACAGUCGUUCAAUCGCCGAAACUCGAAGCAUCCGACAUCGCCGCGUUUCACUCCCAAGACUAUGUCAAUUUCCUUCAAACCGUCACUCCGAAACUCGCGACGACGAUGCAAGACGACGUGCUUCGAAAGUUCAACAUCGGCGAGGAUUGCCCGUUAUUCGCUGGCCUUUGGGACUACUGUACACUGUAUUCGGGUGGAUCAGUGGAGGGUGCAAGACGGUUGAAUCAUAAGAUGAACGACAUCGUUAUCAAUUGGCCUGGCGGACUUCAUCAUGCGAAGAAAUCAGAAGCAUCCGGAUUCUGUUACGUUAAUGAUAUUGUGUUGGGAAUUCUAGAGCUACUGAAGUACCAUAAAAGAGUACUGUACAUUGACAUUGACAUACAUCAUGGAGAUGGUGUCCAGGAAGCGUUUAACAAUUCGGAUCGAGUUAUGACAGUAUCAUUCCAUAGAUUCGGUCAGUAUUUCCCAGGAUCCGGAAGUAUUAUGGAUAAAGGAGUGGGUCCUGGAAAGUACUUUGCUAUUAAUCUCCCAUUAAUGGCUGCGAUUCGAGAUGAGCCUUAUGUGAAGUUGUUUGAAAGUGUUAUAAGUAGUGUCGAGGAGAAUUUCAACCCGGAAGCGAUUGUACUGCAGUGUGGAUCAGAUUCGCUGUGUGAGGAUCGUCUCGGACAGUUUGCUCUAUCAUUCAACGCGCACGCUCGCGCCGUAAAAUAUGUAAAAAGUCUCGGAAAACCGCUGAUGGUUCUCGGCGGCGGUGGCUACACUCUCCGCAACGUGGCUCGUUGCUGGGCACUGGAAACCGGAGUGAUUCUUGGCCUUCGAAUGAAAGACGAGAUCCCAGAGUCCUCUCUCUACUCCCACUACUUCUCGCCACGACUACUUCGUCCGUUGUUGACGCCGAAGAUGGCUGACGCCAACUCGCCUGCCUAUCUGGAUUCCAUCGAAAAAGAGACGCUGGAAUGCUUGCGAAUGAUUCGUGGCGCUCCGUCGGUUCAGAUGCAAGAGAUCGUUGGCAUUCGACUGGAUGAAAUCGAGCAAAUCGAGGAGAACGAGCGGCUCGCGAGGACUUCCAUGGAGAAGGAGGUGUACAAAAUGACGGAGAAAAUGGAGGAGGACUGUUUCGUAGAAGACCGACACCAUCCGACGUCUUCUGCUUCCUAUCCACAAGGAGAAGAUCCACGACGAAUCGGCCAAUAUUGGGGGUACGACGGGUUGGCACCGCCCAGAAGUCGUUCAGAUGUAAUUGAAGAGGAGAAGUACGAGGAUAAAGAGCGACGGAAGAACCUGAACAUGCCGGGAAUUCCUUAA
Caenorhabditis briggsae is the source of this 1512-nucleotide messenger RNA. It is a transcript of the gene Cbr-hda-2, whose product is annotated as Protein CBR-HDA-2. The transcript is spliced from 3 exons. NCBI's taxonomy places the organism in Eukaryota, Metazoa, Nematoda, Chromadorea, Rhabditida, Rhabditidae. Gene Ontology annotation, molecular function: histone deacetylase activity. The coding region runs from base 1 to 1512 and encodes 503 amino acids. The record is from RefSeq and is a predicted model, not a curated record.